Cylicocyclus nassatus is the source of this 1185-nucleotide messenger RNA. The record is from the annotation of a GenBank genome assembly. NCBI's taxonomy places the organism in Eukaryota, Metazoa, Nematoda, Chromadorea, Rhabditida, Strongylidae.
AUGCCAAAAGUGCGUGCAAAGGACCAAGGCACGAGUAGCGAAAAAUGCACCUUUGUAAACACUACUGACACGCCACUGUGGUUCACGCUCGAACACGCACGUGUUGCUGCUGAGCACAAAUACAUUUUCAACAUUGUUCAAGCUACCGUUUACAGUGCUAAUACCGAGGGAACGUUUGCCUAUAACAAACAAGCAGUGCAGCCAUCACCUAUAAUGUCGGAAUGGGACAUCGAAUUUGACGUGAAGCCGAUACCUACCGCACGGAAGAUACGCGUAGAAAGGGAAUUAGACGACGUUGUCCAGACUCUGAAGGCAACGGUAGCUGUUAUGCUCGUGGUUACAGGAAAUUACAAAAUCAACCCGCGCUUGCCAGCGGCAUCUUGGUGGCUGUAUGUUACCACUACAGCCAACCUAGCGUACGAUCCACAGGACGGACUACUUUUGGGUCGAGAUGUAAUUGAACAGGCUGAUAUUGUACAGGCAGGAUCCAUGCAUCAAAUGAUGAGAGAAAAGCUAGAGUUUUCUAAGUCUCCGCUCUGGAGCUCCGCAAUGCAUUUACUGGCGAAGCUUGCGGCCAUAAAGUGGGAGACGACAGAAGUUGCCUUGCAGGCUAUCUUAAGCGAGCUUUACCCUUCACUUAAGGCGCAACAAUCACACAUAAUUAUCAGUACAGUAUCCGAAAUCUUUACAGGCAAUUGGGAUGCAGCAUUACUGUUGGCCGCGUACACCUUUCGACUUAUUCCUCAAUUGGCUGAAGACGUGUACAGUCACUACACAAAGAACUACACCGAAAUCGGAACAUGGUCAAAAUUAACCAAUUUGCCACCAAUGACAGAGGACGGAUUCGAGUUUUUGAAGUCCGAGUUACAGGCAUACGGAUUAUACUUGGGAGUGAUUGCUGCAAAAGACGUUACAGGUAGAAGUGCUCCUCCACCAACAGUCAUUCCGUAUGAAUAUCAGAAGGGAAAGAUUUACAUGAAAACGGUGUCCUUGAGACUAGAAGAUCUGAUGUCUAAGAAGGACAGGGAGGCAAAGAAGAAGGCACAUGCUGAUGGUAAAAGGAAAGAAGUUGCUGGAGUUACUAAAGUGAAUGCAAAGAAGAGCGGUGGAAAGAGGAGAGACUUCCAGAAAAAGCUGUAUGCCGAGAUGCAAUGUCUAACAUUGCAGCCAUCACUACGGGCUUGA